Messenger RNA from Hypoxylon fragiforme, 935 nucleotides. Its product is annotated as ubiquinol-cytochrome c reductase complex ubiquinone-binding protein. Gene Ontology annotation, biological process: mitochondrial electron transport, ubiquinol to cytochrome c. The transcript has 4 exons. Bases 249 to 563 code for a protein of 104 amino acids. NCBI's taxonomy places the organism in Eukaryota, Fungi, Ascomycota, Sordariomycetes, Xylariales, Hypoxylaceae. The record is from RefSeq and is a predicted model, not a curated record.
UGGAAUUCUGAGGUGGGACAUCAGAGCUCGGAAGGUGGCCCGUGGGACUUCGAAAAACCAAGCCACAAAUAGUUAACCAGCCACUUUGAGGCACCAACUUCUGUUCAAGGUUCUGGCUCGGCCAAGUCCGGCAACAUCCAUUCUCAUCUUCAAUUUUAGUGUCGCAAGUUGAACCGAGUUUCUAAUUCUCAGUGUCUUUACACACUUCAAUCAAACAUACCUCACGUCAAUCGAUAUCGUCAUUUACGAUGCGUCCUACUCAGAUUCUCCGAUCUGGCGGCGACGCCCCUGUUGGCCGACACGGAAAAUUCCUAGGUGGCUGGGGCGCUUUCGGUGGCAUGCCGCAAAAGGGAAUUAUCACCUACACUCUCAGCUCCAACAAGCAGAACCCGAUCGCCGGUGCCUUUCACGACGCCAUCUUCAACACAUGGCGACGAUUCGGCUCUCAAGUCCUCUACAUUGCGCCCCCCAUGAUUUUCUUCUACUACGCCAUGGACUGGGCUAUCCACAGAAACCACCACCUUAACUCCAAGCAUGGCCGCGCCGAGGCCAGCGACGAAUAAAGGGACACACGCGGAUUAUACAUAGAUAUAUUUGGGGUUGGCCGAGCUGCCGUGUAGACAAAAUGCAAAACGCUGUAUACCUAUGAAUAGACUGGCGAGCAAGCAUGGACAUUGAACCUUUCUUGAUCCGAGAUGGACGAGCGUGUUGCUUAUUCCGAUUAUGCAUGUCUUUAUGUGACAGUCUUUUUAUGAACCUCGAGGGUGUAGCCAGUGAAGGAGUAUGCGUAUCGUAUGAUCUAAUAGCACCUACAUACCUCAGUCUAGCCUUCAUGUAUUAUCCAGACGGAGAGUACACCAUACAUACAUAUUCGAUGAGAUUAUGUAAGCACUAUAAAGUUUAGUAUAAACUCGUAUCUUUAGUCGACAUGUACC